AUGGCGCCCACAGCAACAGCAGACUCCAUGGUAGAUGGAAACAUACCGAUUGAAGAGGAAGAUCUGAUAAUUUCCGAUGACCUCCUACGCCUCAGAGCUGCAGAUAAGACACAAGUGCCAUUACUGUGCUUCCCAAAGUCUGAACAAGGUACUAUUGACUACGAAAAGUUUACAGGCAAGGAUAUAGAUCGAUUCGUGGAUCAGGCAGCAAAGUACUAUAUGAGAUGCGGAUUACAUCCUACCAAGAGCAGCCAUGAGACACCUCCAGUGAUCGCCCUGCUAGGUCCCACAGACCUUGCGUACAUAAUCACAUUCUUUGCGCUUGCCAGGUUAGGCUACACAUCGCUAUGCCUCUCGCCUCGACUCGCACCCAACGCAUGCGAGAAGCUGAUACGAGAAACGGGUGGAGUUGCGAUAAUACCGGGGAAAACCACACAAAUCGCCUCCCUUGUCGCCCACACACAAGAGCUCGUAAAAAUUGAAAGGAUAAAUUUGAUAUCCCGAGAAGAUUUUGAUAAGCCAGCAUCAAAGGAGCCACAAUUUCAGCGCCAGAAUGUAGACCGGAAGGCGGAGAAAGAAUGGACUCUAGGUAUUCUGCACUCGUCCGGCUCGACUGGGCUGCCUAAACCAAUCUAUCUUCCCCAUCGACGUCUCAUGAUGAAGAUACCUGCACCGAAGGAGCAGACCGAGUUCACUACUUUUCCUUUCUUUCACGGAUAUGGGAGCUGGGUAGUAGUACAUGGCAUGAUGGAUAGGAAGACGGUUUACAUGUACAAUCCUAGCUUACCCGUGACGGCGGACUAUGUUAUCAAAGUACUCCAUCAUGUCAAGCCCGAUAUACUGCAUGUGGUGCCAUACACAAUGGAGCUUCUCGCCCAGACUGAGAGGGGAGUUGAUGCAAUGAAAACUUGUAAAAGGGUGAUUUUCUCUGGGAGUGGCGCUCCCGAUUAUCUGGGAAAUGAUCUGGUUGCAAAAGGCGUCAACGUAGAAACACUAUGGGGUGCAACAGAAAUCGGUAGCCUUGGUACCUCGUCCAACCGUGCCCCAGGGGAUAAUUCGUGGGACUAUAUUCGGAUACCACCGCCUGUGGCGAAGUACAUAUGGAUGAAGCCUUUGGGAGACGAUACAUAUGAAUGCAUAUACCUACACGGAUUGGAAGCGCUUGUUGUUUCCAAUUCUGACGAUCCACCGAAGUCGUUCCACUCAAAAGACAUAUUUGUCAAACACCCAGAAUUGGAUGCUUGGAAACAUGUUGGUCGUUUGGAUGAUCGUCUGACCUUGAUCAACGGCGAGAAAAUUCUCCCCUUACCAACGGAAGGCCGAGUUCGACAAGACCCGCUCAUCAGAGAGUGCUGUAUCUUCGGCACUGGUAAGUCGAUACCUGGUAUCUUCGUUUUCAAAAACGACGAGUCGAGGGAUAUGCCUGACGAAGGAUUCAUCAACGCUAUUUGGCCUACUAUACAAGAGGUUAACGCUCAAAUCGAGAGCUUCUCACAGAUCAGUAAGGAAACCAUAGUGCCUUUUGGAGCCGAGGUCGAUUACCCAAAGACAGACAAAGAAUCGAUCAAGCGCUCGCAAAUCUAUCGUGUUUUUGCUAAAGAUAUGGAACUCAUGUACGAUAAGCUCGAAUAUACUGGGACUGGCACCUUGCAGCUCGAUAUACCUGCGAUGGAGGAUUGGAUCAUGAAGACGUUCAGGGAAACUCUAAGCGUGCAAAUUUCAAGUCCCCAAGACGACUUUUUCGCCGCUGGGGUCAACAGUCUAACAGCGAUACAAAUGAGGGGCCUGAUACUGAAAGAUCUCGAUCUUGGUGGCAACCACAGGAAACUCGGUCAAAAUGUGAUCUAUGAUACCGCGAAUGUGGCUGGUCUGGCAAGAUACCUCGAUGCGCUCAGGGUUGAUGACCUAAGGCCAGAGGAUGAUGAAAAUGAGAUUGAGGAAAUGGAGGCCAUGAUCAAGAAAUACUCGACAUUCCAAAAGCAUGUUUCGGGCUCAUCGCCCGCUCCUGAAGGCCAUAUCGUUGUCCUCACAGGCUCUACUGGAUCUUUGGGAACUCACAUUCUGGCCUUACUUCUCACCCGGCCUGAUGUGCACAAAGUUUACUGCUUGGUCAGGCGCGAGAAUCCUCAGGAAAGAGUCCUGGAGGCUUUGCGACAGAGGAACCUGAGCGUACCAGAUACAAAAUUCCCAGUCGCUUUGACUAGUGAUCUAAGUAAAAAAGAUCUUGGCCUGUCACCAGACAUGUUUAACAAGUUACAAAGCGAGACUACGACCAUCAUCCACAGCGCAUGGGCCGUGAAUUUCAGUUUAGGCAUUCGCAGUUUCGAAGAACAGCACAUCAAAGGGGUCCACAACCUUGCCCAAUUCUCUCUUUCCGUCUCGACUCCCGCACCGGCCCAUUUCUUCUUCUGCUCCUCCAUCGCCACCGCCCUAGGAACUUCUACACCUGCCAUCAUCCCAGAGACACCCAUCUCUGAUCUCAAAGCCGCGCUUCCUCAAGGCUACGCACGCUCUAAGCUCGUCAGCGAGCGCAUAAUUUGUAACGCAGCUGGAGAUGCGGGUGCUUUGACACGCAUACUACGCAUCGGUCAGAUUGUCGGCGAUGGGCAAAUGGGGCUGUGGAACGAUACCGAAGCAAUACCGCUGAUAAUUCGCUCGGCGCUCACGCUGAAAGCGCUACCAGCUCUUAAUGAGACCGAGUCCUGGCUACCCGUCGACAUCCUAGCAACCACCAUCCUCGACCUUGCAGGCAUUUCUACCGGCACCAUCCCGGUUUCCGACUCUGAGACAAAUCUGGUCUACAAUCUCGAGAGUCCUCACACCUUCUCCUGGACCAGCUCCCUCCUCCCUGAACUGCAACGCUCAGGCCUCGAAUUUUCGACGGUCCCUGUCGUCGAAUGGUUACAGAAGCUGCGAGAGUAUGAGAAGAACGGUGGGGACCCGGAGCGAAACCCCGCUGUUAAGCUGAUUGAUCACUUCGAAAGCAUGUAUGGAAAGGAGAAGACCGGGGAUGUCAAAUUUGAGAUCGAGACUGCGGUGAAGCAUAGUCCGGCCUUGAGAGAGACACCAAGGCUAGUCGAAGACGGAUAUAUCAGAAAGUUCGUGAAAGCUUGGUUGGAGAAGUGGAAAGGAGAAGGGAAAGGUCUACAAGUUGAAAGCUCUGGGUAG
Letharia columbiana is the source of this 3168-nucleotide messenger RNA. RefSeq lists its product as uncharacterized. Bases 1 to 3168 code for a protein of 1055 amino acids. The record is from RefSeq and is a predicted model, not a curated record. The transcript has 5 exons. Lineage: Eukaryota; Fungi; Ascomycota; Lecanoromycetes; Lecanorales; Parmeliaceae.